GAUGGGGUCGGCGGGGUGACGGGGCCUGGGGGGUGAUGGGGUCGGCGGGGUGACGGGAGCGGUGAGCCUGGUGAGCCCGGUCGGAGCGGUGAGCCUGGUGAGCCCGGUCAGAGCGGUGAGCCUGGUGAGCCCGGUCAGAGCGGUGAGCCCGGGCGGAGCGGUGAGCCUGGUGAGCCCGGUGAGCCCGGUCAGAGCGGUGAGCCCGGUCAGAGCGGUGAGCCCGGUCAGAGCGGUGAGCCCGGUGAGCCCGGUCGGAGCGGUGAGCCUGGUGAGCCCGGUCAGAGCGGUGAGCCCGGUGAGCCCGGUGAGCCCGGUCAGAGCGGUGAGCCCGGUCAGAGCGGUGAGCCCGGUGAGCCCGGUCAGAGCGGUGAGCCCGGUCAGAGCGGUGAGCCUGGUGAGCCCGGUCGGAGCGGUGAGCCUGGUGAGCCCGGUCGGAGCGGUGAGCCCGGUCGGAGCGGUGAGCCUGGUGAGCCCGGUCGGAGCGGUGAGCCUGGUGAGCCCGGUCGGAGCGGUGAGCCUGGUGAGCCCGGUCAGAGCGGUGAGCCCGGUCAGAGCGGUGAGCCCGGUCAGAGCGGUGAGCCUGGUGAGCCCGGUCAGAGCGUUGGACACUACUGA
Salarias fasciatus (jewelled blenny) is the source of this 615-nucleotide messenger RNA. Its product is annotated as collagen alpha-3(IV) chain-like. Lineage: Eukaryota; Metazoa; Chordata; Actinopteri; Blenniiformes; Blenniidae. The record is from RefSeq and is a predicted model, not a curated record. The transcript has 3 exons. The annotation marks the transcript as partial.